AUGGCAUUAGUCAAGCUGAGGGUCGCCUUGCUUGAUAGUACUAGCUCCAGCAGCGACUGUGACAUGGAUAGUGCUUGCGUGCCCACGAAUAAAAUUGUUUCUUGUGAUCUGUUUUUCUGUCCUAUCAGUGAAUGGAGCAGGGGUUACAAACGAUUGUUUCGGCGAACUGCCCUUGAAGCAUCAGACUUUCUCAAAGACGAUUGUCUGAAGAUAAAUUGCACUGUGGGAGUUGUUGUGUCAACUAUUGAUUACUCCAGACCACACUCUAUCCAUGUUCCAGACUCAGACAUCGGCUAUGAUUUUGGUUCACUGUUGGACAGUCAGGAGGGUGUUGAUGUCAUUCUUAAUGUGGGAGGAGAGAGGUUUCAUGCCCAUAAGUUGGUGUUGGCUGCACGGUCUCCUGUAUUCAAUUCUCUAUUUUUUGACGAUGAAUCUGAUGGAGAGAAGAGUGAGGUUACUGAGACUGAUGAACUAAAGAGUUCUCUAUUGAUGAUAUGGAGCCAAAGGUUUUCAAGGCAAUGCUUCAUUUCAUCUAUAGAGAUACCCUUGUUGAUGAUAAUGAAUUGGCUUAAAGCUGGGAAUGGAGAAGACAUUUUUACGCACAAUGGCAGAUGGAACUUCAACAAUAAGAGGCUCAUUACAGCUAGCAGUGUCGAGAAAUGGGCAGUGGUCAACUUUUCUGCACGAUGCAAUGUCAGGGAUCUUGUCCAAGAUCUCAUCCAUUGUGGAGGCACGAUGCAUUCUUGCCCAUGA
Molecule: messenger RNA, 753 nt
Organism: Miscanthus lutarioriparius
Lineage: Eukaryota; Viridiplantae; Streptophyta; Magnoliopsida; Poales; Poaceae
Source: the annotation of a GenBank genome assembly